Messenger RNA from Penicillium maclennaniae, 1335 nucleotides. RefSeq lists its product as uncharacterized. Lineage: Eukaryota; Fungi; Ascomycota; Eurotiomycetes; Eurotiales; Aspergillaceae. Bases 1 to 1335 code for a protein of 444 amino acids. The record is from RefSeq and is a predicted model, not a curated record. The transcript is spliced from 4 exons.
AUGGUUGUCUUGUCAGACUAUGGUUGCGCCAAUUCAGUGUUUCCCAACGCGCCAUCGGACUGCGCAGUCUCUAGAGGAACUUUGUUCAAUGCGAAUCAAUCCUCUAGCUGGCACGAAUUGGGUCUUUUCGGUAUCAACCAGAAUGGGGUCGGUCUCGAGGCCAACCUUGGGUAUUAUCAGAGAGCAGAGUUUGCUCUAGAUACCCUAAGUGUUGGUCUCACUGGCCCGACACUCAAGAAUCAGACUGUCGCCGGGAUCGCAACCCCUGAGCCCUUUUAUCUUGGAAUAUUCGGCCUUAACUCGCAGCCUGUCAAUUUUACCUCUUUGGGAAAUUUCUCUUCGCCGUCGUUCAUCACGACCCUGAAAAAUGAGGGCACCAUUCCGAGUCUCAGCUGGAGCUACACGGCCGGUGCCAAGUACCGUUUAAAACAAGUCUAUGGCCAGCUCAUAUUCUCUGGAUAUGAUGCAUCACGGUUCACUGCCAAUUCAGUAUCAUUUACCGUGGCUGACGAUAUCACCCGUGACCUGGUUGUUUAUCUUCAGUCCAUUAGCUACAGCGGAUCAAGUUCAGCCACAUUACUAUCCGAACCAAUCUUGAUUUUCAUCGACUCGACUGACCCCAACCUGUGGCUACCAGGCAGUGUCUGUGAUGCCUUCGAACAGGCUUUUGGGCUCGUGCUUGACAGCGAGAGUGGGCUAUACUUGGUCAACGACACUCACAACACUGAGUUGCUCAAUUCAAAUGCGCAGGUGACAUUUCGACUUUCCGAUGUGGCCUCCGGCGGAGAGACUGUGUCGAUCACACUUCCGUAUGAUGCUUUCGCCUUGACUGCACAAGCUCCGCUAGUCGACAAUAGCAGCUAUUAUUUCCCGUUGAAACGUGCAGCUAACUCCACCCAAUAUACUUUGGGUCGAGCUUUCUUGCAAGAAGCGUAUCUCUCGGCCGAUUACGAGCGAGGCGUCUUUAAUGUAUCUGCAUGCGCCUGGGAUGAAAAUGCCCAAGAAAACAUCGUCACGAUUACUUCCAAAGAUUCCGAUUCAUCGGCUUGCUCAGGAAACGGAUGUUCAUCCGGUGGUUCUAGUUCGAACGACUCUUCCCCACUUAGUCAAGGCGCCGUAGCUGGCAUCGCGAUUGCGGCCUUGGUCGGAGUCGCAAUUCUCGCAGCAGUCCUUUUCUUUUUUAUCCGCCGUCAACGCCAAAAAGCAGCAUACAAAGCGACUCCGCCAGAGCCAGACGUCUCUGUUCUCUCCGGCCCAGUACACAACGCCCUCCUCCCGACCCGUCGGACAGUUCCGCUCCGCAUUCAAGAUUCUGGUCUCCUGACGCCAUCUUGA